Molecule: messenger RNA, 14039 nt
Organism: Halichondria panicea
Lineage: Eukaryota; Metazoa; Porifera; Demospongiae; Suberitida; Halichondriidae
Product: dynein axonemal heavy chain 10-like
Exons: 63
Coding region: 97-13917 (4606 amino acids)
Biological process (GO): cilium movement involved in cell motility
Cellular component (GO): dynein complex; 9+2 motile cilium
Molecular function (GO): ATP hydrolysis activity; minus-end-directed microtubule motor activity; dynein light intermediate chain binding
Source: RefSeq, a predicted model, not a curated record
UCUACAUGUAGUUGCUUAGCGAUCAAGUAUGUGCAAGAGCAAGCGGCUUUGAUGUCCUUCUGAAGUUGCUUCUGGCUCUCAAAGCAAAGCAAGGCUAUGGAGGACAAGCGUGUACUGUGGAUGAAGGAGCUCACCUAUGCUGCUCUUGGGUUGACUGAUCACUCUUUGUUUGAGACAUUGCUGACCAGAGAAGAUGAAAGAUAUGGGAAGGAGUUGGUCUCUAAAUUGAAUAGCCCAGUAGAAGGCAAAUACUCUUCUGCUCUGAUAGUGUAUCCUCUAGAGCAUGACGUAGAAGUUGAGAUGGAGGAACUGGAGGAGGAGCUGAUAGAGCAACUUGUGGAGCAGGCUGAACAGUUCGAGGGAGGCGAACAGAGCUCAGUCGAAGAAGAGGAGCAGAGUAAAGACGAUGAGACUCGUAGCCAGACCAAGAAGGUUCUGAAGAAAAAAAUGGUUAAGAAGGUAGUGAGGAAGACAGAGCUCUUUCUCUGCUACAAGCACCUACCUGAGGACAUAUCCACAGUGGGCUUCUACUUUGUACGCAUGGGGCAAGAAGCAGUGCCCAUUCCCUCAAGCCUAGAGGCUGCUAACGCCACCCUCCCACUGUGCUUUGAGGUAGGGACCAUCUCAUGCAAGCCUCUCAAUUCCCUCAAGAAGCUACUCAAUCAGAUCUACAUUCCCAUGCUCAUGCUGGCAGGUCAGCAGAGUUGUGAGGAUGAUAUUGAAGCAUCUAGCUGCUCGGGUGAGAGUCAAUCCCUCAGUGAACUAGAGCUGGCCAAGUCAGACUCACGUCUCAUGAUGAGGGAUGAACUGCUUAUCAAUGUGCAGAAAUUUUCAAUUCAAGUUCAUCGUACCAUACAGCAGAUAGAGGGUGAGGUCAAGUUAGAGAUGCCCCCUGGUGUGACCCUUGGAGAGGAAGACCCUUCAAUUAUAGCCCGUAAUCGAACCCUCGUCAAUAAACUGAACACGGCCCUGGAAAGCUGGGCAAGAAUACUCUCAACCACGGUAGAUGAGCAGCUACACAAGCAGCCGCAAGGACAAGGACCACUAGCUGAGAUAGACUUCUGGAGGGAGAGAAACUCUGCUCUUAGCGCUCUUUACGAGCAACUCAAAAUGACUGAGAUUCAAACGGCACUAAUCGUAUUGAAAAUUGCAGGGGUUCCCUCCUACUCUAAUUUCGAGUAUCAUCGCUCUGAACUGAACAAGUACUACCUCGAGGCUAAAGACAAUGUCAGGUUUUUGGGAACUCUAGAGAGGCACUUCAAGAACCUUGCACAUGGAGCAAACUUUGCCAUUAUUCUCGACACUCUGCCUGCUAUGCUGAAUGCACUACGAAUGGUGUGGGUCAUCUCACGACACUAUAAUACUGAUGAUCGUAUGGUGCCCCUCAUGGGACGGAUCUCCUGGGAGCUGUGUCAGAGAGUUGCUAGAGUCGUCAAUGUUAGAACCAUCUUCAAGAACUCCUUAUCUGUGAUCAAGGCCAGAGCCUCUGAGGGCUGUCGGUGUCUGGAGACAUGGAAGACAUCUUAUCUAGACGUGAGGAAGAAGAUAGAGCAGUCUGGGAGAGACACACGCUGGGAGUUUGAUCAGAAGAAGUUGUUUGAGAGAUCCAACUACAUUGCUCAAGUCUGCAGUGAUAUCUACAAUGUUGCUCAGACAAUUGAAGAGUUCCACAAUAUAUUUGGUCCUGAGAUGAAGUCUGUGACUGGUGACCCUGAGAGGAUAGAGAAGGUGUUGGAGCGAGUCAACAGUCUUGUACUAGACCUGGAGACCACACGUUUUGACCCCUACGACCCUGCCUGCAGACACGACUGGCGCAGUCUGAUGAGCCGGUUCCAGCAAGAGGUGAAGCUGAUAGAGGAAGAGGCCAACAGUUUCAUCAAUGAGUCUUUCCUGAGCCUACGCUCGGCCAAAGGGGCAUUCGACAUGCUACACAACUUUAAACGAAUCCCUGCCCGUGAUGCCAUCAAUGCCACAAUGAUGAGAAAAUUCAACGAAAUUCUGGCCACUUUUGAGAAAGAGGUUGACACUAUCAAUGAUAGGUUCAAAGCCAACAAAGACUUUCCACCUAGCUCAAAGACACAGCCUCGAGUAGCUGGAGCCAUCAGUUGGUCCAGGUCACUGUUCCAGAGGAUUAAGCAGACAGUUCUCAGAUUUCAAACGAUGAAGGAACUCAUUGACAGUGACGCAGGCAAAGCUGCUAGUAAGAAGUACUUGACCGUGGCUCGCUCCAUUAAAAGCUACGAGGAUGAGCUAUACACUGACUGGAUUGAAAGUGUUGAGGCCACUCUACCUGACCUGCUUAAGAAAACAGUGCUCUCCAAACCACCACCUCCAGUCUCUCACUCAAGCAUAAUGACUCCAGCCUCUGAUUCUGCCUCUAGACCUGUGUCCAGAAUAGAGCAUUCGAUAUCAGCUCUCCCAGACAACUGUGAGUUUGUGGUGAACUUUGCCCCUGAGUUGUCCCAAGUGAUCUCUGAGGCCAAGUACCUUGAGAAGCUGGGUUUCCCUAUACCAGACCUAGCCAGGAGUGUGGCUCUGCAGGAGGAGAAGUUCAUUGCUUUUCAGGAUGGCCUUAACCACGUGCUCCAUCGCUACCACCAUGUGCUGGCUUCUCUCACAGAUGCUGAGUCUGAGCUGUUGGACGAUCAUGUGAAGAACCUGAGACGUGUUCUCACUCCAGGCAGUAAGAGACUCAACUGGAACUCCCUCGGAAUACAAGAAUAUGUCACCAAGUGUGAACAGGCCAUCACCAAGUUUGAGUCCCUGGCCAACCAAGUGCAGAAGAAUGCAGAGGACAUAGAGGAGAGGCUGGUUCUCAUAGAGUCUGUGAGGCUAGUCAAACAAUUUCCCCCUAAGCAAGGAGGGGACCUACCAGAAGCAAAGGAAUACUUUGAGUUUCAAGAAGGUUAUCGCUCUGGAGUGGUGGGCUCUCUGGUGCGCAAGUAUCAUGGUAUAGCACCAUUGCUGAUCAAGGUGGAGGGGCUGGUCAUCUUUACCAACACUGGGAGGUCUCUGAGACUAGCAAAGUAUUAUUCCUACUGGGAGAAAAGACUCUUCAAUUCAUUUGUGAAGAUGAUGACCAACAAUCUCAAGUACUACAAUGCCCUCCUGCUCAGUGGGAAGCUGUUGUUCAAGGUUGAGGCUCUCCUCUCUGUGCCUGAGAUUGUACUCCAUCCUCAUGGCAACGAACUCUUCAAACUCAUUGUCAAUGUUGUCAGGGAUAUCGUAGAAGGUACGAAGCGGUUCUCUCGUUGGGAGAGAGGCUCUUGUGUCGAGUCCAAGCCUGUGCAAGUGCCAGGUCAAGAUGAGCCGUAUGUGUUCAGCUUCUUUACAGACGUGAGCAGACACCCGUCAGUGUUAGAGUUAGCUCAGGGAAUUCAAGAGACUGUACGGGCGAGUAUUGGAGAGCUAGCACGUCUGGCAAACUGGUGGAAGAAAUAUCGCUCCCUGUGGAAGCUACAGAGGGAUAUUCUGUUGGAAAAGUUCUCUCAGAGACAGCCAUCGUGUGUAACAUACGAGGAGAAGAUGCAUGUGUACGCUAGCGUGGCAGUGGAGGUAGCUAGUCACCCCUCCACCAAAGAGGUUGAGUUUGCUCUGCUGGAUAUGGACCCCCUCUCCCGGGCUCUGCAGGAGAAUGCUCGCUGCUGGGUCACCUCUCUCGGUAAACUACUCAACGAUUCUGCAAGGGAGAGUCUCACUCAACUGGCCACCAAGAUUGAGGGCCUCUCUGUUGACCUAACUCGAGAACCCAACACUCUGGAAGACCUCAAAUUUGUACUAGGGGUGAUAGCAAAUAUCCGGUCCAUGUCCCUGGAUGUGGAGAUACAAUACAGGGAUAUACAGGAGCGCUAUCGAACUCUAGCCAUGUACAAGAUAGCAGUGUCCGAGGAGGAGCUCACAGGAGUGGAGAGCAUCGAACAGAAGUGGCUAGACCUGUUUGCUCAGGCCAAGCAUAUUGAUAGGAGCCUCGUCAAAGUCAAGAAAAAGUUUACCGUCAUCACCAAUGACCAAGUGUCGGGCUUUUCUCAAGAAGCUCAGAAAUUCAACCAGAUGUUCAAAGAGGAAGGACCAGCUUCUGUUGGUACUGACCUUGACAAAGGAGUUGUUUUGUUGAAGAAGUUCCAGGAGCUCUAUGCUGAGCAGGAGAGCCAGAGACAAGAGCUGACAAUGGCUGAGAAGUUGUUUGACUUGCCCAUUACAAUGUACUCUGACCUGGCAGAGGUGGACAAGGAGCUGAGGGAUCUGGCCAAGGUGUACGAGCUGUACGUGGCACAGAGGAUUGCACGUGAGGAAUGGUCGGACACACUGUGGGCUGACCUCAACAUAGUACAGUUAACUGAAGGUAUUGAAGAGUUUGUGCGUCGUUUGAAGAAGUUUCCUAAAGAAGUCAAAGCCCUCGCCGUGUGUCAGCUGGUAGAGGAGAGGAUGAGAGGAUUCAAGGACUCCAUCCCUCUCUUUGCUGACCUCAAGAAUGAUGGUCUCAGAGAAAGGCACUGGCAGAAACUGAUGGAAAUGACUGGAAAGAACUUUGACAUGAACCCAGAGACAUUCACACUGGCCAACCUGUUUGCCAUGGAGUUACAUAACUUUGCUGACACCAUCUCUGAUAUAGUGGGCUCUGCUAACAAGGAGCUGAGUAUUGAGAAGAGUUUGGCUGAAGUGGUCUCCACGUGGCAAGGACAGAGAUUCACAGUCCACAAGUACAUGAAGGGCACUCAGGAGCGUGGGUCAAUCCUUGGUUCAGUGGAUGAGAUCGUGCUGACACUGGAUGACAAUGCCAUGAACCUACAGAGCAUGGCAGCCUCACGUUUUGUUGGGCCCUUUCUAGAGAAAGUGCAAAAAUGGGAAAAGUCACUGUCCCACAUCAGUGAAGUAGUCGAGGUGUGGAUGGUGGUCCAACGCAAGUGGAUGUAUCUCGAGUCCAUCUUCAUCGGUGGGGACAUCAGGGCCCAGCUACCAGAGGAAGCAAAGAAAUUUGACAAUAUCGACAAACUUUUCAAGAAAAUUAUGUCAGACACAAACAAAAACCCGCUUGUCCUAGAUGCUUGCCAUGCUCCGAACAGACUACAAGACUUAGAAUCAAUCAGCAGUGGUUUGGAGAAAUGUCAAAAGAGCCUUAACGAUUAUCUUGACUCCAAAAGAAAUGCCUUCCCUCGAUUCUUCUUCAUAUCUGAUGAAGAGCUGCUCUCUAUACUAGGUAGCCACGAGUGCACCUGUGUACAGGAGCACAUGAUCAAGAUGUUUGACAACAUAGCCAAGCUUCGGUUUGAUCAGGGCUCGUCUGGUGAACCACUGGCCAAUGCCAUGAUCUCUGGUGAGGGGGAGAUGAUGGAGUAUAGACAAGGAGUGGUUGCAGAGGGCAAGGUAGAGGACUGGAUGACUCAGGUGCUGAAUGAGAUGAGGCGGACCAACCAGCUCAUCACAAAGGAAGCCAUCUUCACCUAUACUCACAAGAAAUCAAGAGUGGAGUGGAUGUACGACUACCAGGGCAUGGUGGUGCUGGCCACCAACCAGGUGUGGUGGACCUGGGAGGUAGAAGAUGUAUUCAGUAAGGUCAAGAAGGGAGACAAGAUGGCCAUGAAAAACUACGCCAAGAAACUGCACACACAGAUUGAUGAUCUUGUCGUACAGGUUCGCUCUCAAUUGAGUAAGAACGAUCGUAAGAAGUUCAACAGUGUGCUCAUUGUGGACGUGCACAAUAGAGACAUCAUUGAUAGAUUUGUGAGGGACAGUAUAAUGGAGGCUAGAGAGUUUGAGUGGGAGAGUCAGCUCAGGUUCUACUGGGAGCAGGACAGGGACACGCUCUUAGUGAGACAGUGCACAGGAUCGUUUGGGUUUGGAUAUGAGUACAUGGGCCUCAAUGGACGUCUUGUGAUUACACCUCUAACUGAUAGGAUCUACCUCACCAUUACACAAGCACUGUCCAUGCAUCUUGGUGGUGCUCCAGCCGGCCCAGCUGGUACAGGCAAAACAGAGACUGUCAAGGACUUGGCCAAGGCUAUGGGCCUGCUCUGUGUGGUCACCAACUGUGGUGAAGGUAUGGACUUCAAGGCUGUUGGUAAGAUAUUCUCAGGGCUGUGUCAGUGUGGAGCAUGGGGUUGCUUUGAUGAGUUCAACAGAAUCGACAUCUCUGUAUUGUCUGUCAUCUCCACUCAAAUCAAGACCAUUCAGAACGCACUCAUCCAUAAGCACGUCAAGUUCCAAUUUGAAGGAGUUGAGAUCACGAUGGACAAUAGAGUGGGGAUCUUCAUCACGAUGAAUCCUGGCUAUGCUGGACGUACAGAGCUACCAGAGAGUGUCAAGGCUCUCUUUAGACCAGUGGUGGUCAUUGUACCAGAUCUGCAACAGAUCUGUGAGAUCAUGCUCUUCUCGGAGGGGUUCCUCAUGGCAAAGGUCCUUGCCAAGAAGAUGACAGUGCUGUACAAGCUAGCCCAGGGCCAGCUGUCUCGUCAAUACCAUUAUGACUUUGGCCUCAGAGCUCUCAAGGCUGUCUUAGUUAUGGCCGGUGAACUAAAGAGAGGAUCACCUGAUCUCAACGAAGAUAUGGUGCUCAUGAGAGCUCUUCGUGAUAUGAACUUGCCCAAAUUUGUGUUUGAGGAUGUCCCUCUAUUUCUGGGGCUAAUUGGCGACCUAUUCCCGGGACUGGACUGCCCUCGCGUCCGUUAUCCAAAGUUCAACGAUGCAGUAGAGGGUGUUCUAGUGGAGAAGAAGUACAUCCUCCUCCCUCAUCAGGCUGACAAGGUGGUUCAGUUGUAUGAGACGAUGCUCACACGUCACACCAUCAUGGUGGUGGGACCCACUGGAGGAGGCAAGUCAGUCGUUAUCAACACUCUCGCUCAAGCACAAACAAGGCUAGGUAUGAGCACCAAGAUGUACACGCUCAACCCCAAGGCCUGCACUGUAGUGGAGCUGUAUGGAAUACUAGACCCUGUCACUAGAGACUGGACUGAUGGACUCCUCUCUAACAUCUUCAGAGAGAUUAAUAAACCGACUGAGAAAAAUGAGCGAAAGUACAUUUUGUUUGAUGGUGAUGUGGAUGCACUGUGGGUUGAGAACAUGAACUCAGUGAUGGAUGAUAACAGACUCUUGACCCUGGCUAAUGGAGAGAGGAUCAGACUCCUCAAGCACUGUGCUCUCCUGGUGGAGGUUGGUGAUCUCCAGUAUGCCAGUCCUGCCACUGUCUCACGCUGUGGUAUGGUGUAUGUAGACCCUAAGAACCUUGGCUACAAGCCGUUCUGGGAGAGAUGGAUCAGUAACCUAGUCAACGAAGGAGACAGGAAAGAGUUUAUCAAAUUAUUUGACAAGUAUGUGCCUCCGUGCAUCUCCCUUAUUCUGGAGGGGAUCAUUGAUGGGAGACAAGGGGAGAAACUGCGCUCCAUUGUACCUCUAUCAAAUCUCAACCUGGUGACCCAGUUGUGCUCAGUGUUAGACUCCCUUCUCCCUGCUCGUAAUGAGGAGAGCCUAGAUAAGGAUGGCAAUGGGCCCAGUCUAGGAAUUGGCGCCUCUGUACUGGAGAGCAUCUUCCUUGCUGCUGUUUACUGGUCACUGGGAGCUUCUCUCAUUGAGGAGAGUCGGACAAAGUUUGAUAGUUUUGUGAAGAAGCUUGCCUCUUUGAAUGAGGUGUCUGGAGAAGGUGCUGUGGCAGGUCCAGGGGAUGUCCCUACUCAUUAUCCAACUCUGUACGAGUACUACUUUGAUCAGGAGCAAAGCAAAUGGGUUCCCUGGCAGGACAAAGUACCUGAGUACAUUCACAAGAUGGACACAAAGUUCAAUGAGAUUCUAGUGCCUACUGUCGACACUGUGAGGAACACUUGGCUACUGGAGCUCAUGGUCAACAUACAAAAACCCGUAGUGCUUGUGGGGGAGACUGGGACCUCUAAAACAGCCACCACUGCGAACUUUUUGAGACAACUUGACUCUGAACAAACAUUACUGUUGAAUGUGAACUUCUCAUCUAGAACCACGUCCAUGGAUGUGCAACGUAACCUGGAGGCCAGCGUAGAGAAGAGGACGAAGGACACCUUUGGACCACCACCAGGCAAGAAGCUGCUGGUGUUUGUUGACGAUAUGAACAUGCCUCAAGUGGACACGUACGGCACACAGCAACCCAUAGCCCUCCUCAAGCUACUGCUGGAGAAGGGAGGGAUGUAUGACAGAGGGAAGGACCUCAACUGGAAAAAUUUCAAAGAGGUCUUCUUCAUUGCAGCUAUGGGCAAAGCUGGUGGUGGUCGCAACAUGGUGGACCCUCGUUUCAUCUCCCUGUUUAGCGUGUUCAAUGUGACCUUCCCCUCGUCUGAGUCCCUCUUCCACAUCUACUCCUCUCUCCUCUCAGGACACCUCGAGCCCUUCAAUAAAGAUAUCCAGUCGCUGUCUAAGCCCAUCACUACUGCCACAAUGGAACUAUACGAGCGCAUAGUUCGUGACCUCCCACCUACUCCGUCGAAAUUCCACUACAUUUUCAAUCUUCGAGACUUGUCACGAAUCUACCACGGGCUCUCCCAAACACUGCCCGACCAUUACGGGACACCUGAUAGCAUGGUGAGGGUCUGGAGGAACGAGUGCCUCCGUGUCUUCUAUGAUAGGCUCACCAACGAUAAGGACAAGGAGUUGGUUACUGAACAUAUUAGUGAACUGAUACAGGAGCAUUUCAGCAGUCAUUCUGAGGUGGCCCUGAAAGACCCUCUGUUGUAUGGUGAUUAUGGAACAGCUCUCACUCCAGAGCAGCCAAGAGUGUACGAGGACGUGCAGGACUAUGAUGCAGCAAAGGGAUUCUUUGACGAGAUUCUUGAAGAGUACAAUGAGCAGCACAAAGCCAUGAACUUGGUGUUAUUUGACGAUGCCUUAGAGCACCUGACACGUAUCCACCGUGUGAUCCGUAUGGACCAAGGCCACGCCCUAUUAGUGGGGGUGGGUGGUAGCGGACGACAGAGUCUGGCUCGGCUGGGAGCAUUCGCUGCAGGCUGUGAGGUAUUUGAGAUCACUCUGAGUAGAGGAUACGGAGAAGAGGAGUUUAGAGAAGACCUCAAGGCUCUGUACAACAAACUGGGCAUCGAGAAUAAGAAGACUGUGUUCCUCUUCACUGAUGGGCACGUGGCUCAGGAAGGCUUCCUAGAGCUCAUCAACAACAUGCUCACCUCUGGUAUGGUACCAGCACUGUUCCCGGAUGAAGAGAAAGAAAUGAUAAUCGGACAAGUUCGUGAUGAGGCCACUAAACUGGGACUGCCGCCGACUAAAGAGAGCAUAUGGUCAUAUUUCAUAAAGAAAUGUACUAACAAUCUUCACAUCGUACUGGCUAUGUCUCCAGUGGGUGAGAUCCUCAAGACUCGCUGCCGUAACUUCCCUGGUCUUGUCAAUAAUGUCUCCAUUGACUGGUUCACUGCAUGGCCCAAACAAGCUCUGCAUGCUGUGGCCAGUCAGUUCCUUUCAGAGAAUGACCAGAUCCCCGGUGCACAGCAGCAGUGCGUGGUAGACCAUGUGGUUCACGUUCAUCUCUCAGUCAGCAAGUAUAGCAAAGACUUCCUACAGAGACUACGUCGUGUGAAUCAUGUCACACCCAAAAACUACCUAGAUUUCAUCAGCACAUACACAAAACUACUCACAGAAAAAGACAAAUUUGUGUUAGACCAGUGUCAGCGUUUAGGAGGUGGUCUCACAAAGCUGAUGGAGGCUACUGAGCAGAUUAAGGUACUGAAUGAGCAACUCAAGGUUCAAAAGGUUGCCGUCAGUCAAAAGUCUGAGGGAUGCGAGAUACUGCUCAAGGAUAUCUCUGAGAAGACUGCUCUAGGACAGGAGAAGAAAGAGAUGGCUCAGAUAAAGAGUGUCGAGAUGGAAGAGCAGAAUAAGGUGAUAGCGGUUGAGAAGGCUGAUGCUGAAGCUUCCCUGGCUGAAGCAUUGCCUGCUCUGGAGGAGGCUAGAUUAGCUCUCAGUGACCUGGACAAGAGCGAUGUAACUGAGAUCAGAUCCUUUGCCAAGCCUCCCCCUCAAGUGCAGACAGUGUGUGAGUGUAUAGUAGUCAUGAGGGGACUCAAGGAUCCCAGCUGGAAGACAGCCAAGGGAAUGAUGGCAGAUACCAACUUCCUCAGUUCACUGCAAAACCUUGACGUCGAUGGAAUCACUCAGGCGCAGGUCAAGAACGCUCAGUUUCGUAUGGAUGGUAUGGACGUGGAUUAUGCUAAAAUGAAGGAUAUCAGUAAGGCUGGUGGGGGACUGUUCAAGUUUGUCAAGGCUGUGCUCGGCUAUUGCAGCGUGGCCAGAGAGAUCAAACCAAAGAGAGAAAAGGUGGCUAAGCUGGAACGUAACUAUCAAAUGAGCAAACGUGAGCUGGAAAGGAUUCAGAAAGAGUUGGCUAGCAUUGAGGCAGAGCUAUCAGCCCUCAGCAAGCAGUACGAGGAGGCCAUGACUGAGAAGAUGGCUCUACAAGAAGAGGCUGAUCUUAUGGAGCGCCGUCUCUUGGCUGCUAGUAAACUCAUCUCUGGGCUUAGCUCUGAGAAAGAAAGAUGGAAACUGGACUUGGAGGAUUUAAAACAGCAACGAAUUCGUUUAUUGGGUGAUUGUCUACUCUCUGCCGCUUUCCUGAGUUACCUGGGUGCCUUCUCCUGGGACUUUAGACACAGUAUGCUGGUUGAAGAUUGGCAGGAAGAUGUAAAGAUGAAAGGUAUACCUCUAAGUCAGCCGUUUAAACUGGAGAAUAUGCUCACGAACGACGUCGAGAUUAGCAAAUGGACGUCAGAAUCACUCCCUCCUGAUGAGCUCUCUAUACAAAAUGGUAUACUGACCAGUCAAGCCACUCGUUACCCUCUGUGUGUGGACCCUCAACAACAAGCUUAUAACUGGAUACGUAAGAAAGAAGAGAAAAACAAUCUGCGAAUUUCCACUUUUAAUACGCCUGAUUUCCUCAAACAGUUGGAGCUAGCUAUCAAGUUUGGGUAUCCGUUCAUGUUCAAGGAUGUUGAUGAGUACAUCGACCCUGUCAUUGACUCGGUGUUGGAUAAAAAUGUCAAGGGCUCUGGGAACAGACAAACUAUCACUCUAGGAGACAAGGAGGUAGACUUUGACCCCAGCUUCAAGUUGUACCUGAACUCCAAACUGGGUAACCCCAAGUACACGCCUGCUGUGUUUGGCCGUACAAUGAUCAUCAACUACACGGUCACACUCAAGGGUCUGGAGGACCAACUGCUCAGUGUCAUAGUUGGCUUUGAGAAGAAGGAGCUCGAGGAAGCCAGGGAGAGGCUCAUCCAGGAAACUAGUGAGAACAAGCGUCUGCUCAAGUCUCUGGAGGACACUCUCCUGAGAGAGCUGGCCACCUCCACUGGUAACAUGCUGGAUAAUUCUGAGCUGGUAGCUACACUAGAGGAGACUAAGUCCAAAGCUUCAGAGGUAUUUGAGAAGUUGAAGCUGGCUGAGACGACAGCUAAGGAGAUUGAGGGUGUGAGGGAUGGCUACAGACCAGCAGCUAGGAGAGGAGCUGUACUCUUCUUUGUCCUCUCAGAAAUGGCAGCCAUUAACUCCAUGUAUCAGUACUCCCUCAGCUCCUAUCUGGAUGUGUUCAACGUCUCUUUAAAGAAGAGUAUGCCUGACACACACUUGCCCAAGAGGCUCAACAACAUCAUCAACACUCUCACCCUCAAUGUCUACAACUAUGCAUGCACUGGUUUGUUUGAAGUGCACAAGCUGUUGUUCUCAUUUGCCAUGGCUACCAAGAUCCAGGAGGUGGAGAGUUCUCUCAACCAUGAGGAACUAGACUUCUUCAUCAAGGGUAAUAUUUCCCUUGAGAAAAGUGCCCGCAGGAAGCCGUAUGACUGGCUGCCUGAUCAGGGCUGGGAGGAUGUCAUCAAGCUGUGCUCUAUACAGCCUGACAUAUUUGGCUCCUUGGCUGACGAUAUUGAGAAGAAUGAGAGAGCUUGGAAAGAGUGGUUUGACCUUGAUGCUCCUGAGUCAUCACCAUUUCCCGGCCGCUACAAGGAGGGACUGUCGGACCUACAGAACCUCAUGCUAUUGCGUUGCUUCAGAGUGGACAGAGUCUAUCGUGCCAUCACAUUCUUUGUCAUGAAUCGUAUGGGAGAAGAGUACGUAACGCCACCAGUGGUCAGUCUAGAGGGGGUCUUUGAUCAGUCAACUCCGUAUUCUCCUAUUGUGUUCAUUCUGAGUGCUGGAGCAGACCCAGCAGGAGAGCUGGGCAAACUGGCUGAGAGUAAGGGCUAUGGGGGAAACAGAUUCAAGUUCCUGGCCAUGGGACAAGGACAGGAGAAGGUUGCCCUGCAACUGUUGGAGACAGCCUCCACGAGAGGUCACUGGCUCAUGCUACAAAACUGUCAUCUGCUCAUUCGUUGGCUCAAGGAGUUAGAGAAAGCGCUGGAGCAACUGACCAAGCCCCACCCUGACUUCAGACUCUGGCUAACAACAGCUCCUACACCAGAGUUCCCUAUUGGCAUUCUCCAGCGUUCUCUCAAGGUUGUGACUGAACCACCGAAUGGACUGAAGCUCAACUUGAGGAACACAUAUUUCAAGAUACCCUCGUCAGUUCUGAAGGAUGCCUGUGAACACACUGCCUUCAAAACUCUAGUCUACACUCUGGCCUUCUUUCAUGCUGUGGUGCAGGAGAGGAGGAAAUACGGAAGAAUUGGAUGGAAUGUGUCGUACGAUUUCAACGAGUCUGAUUUCAGAGUGUGUAUGGACAUUUUGUGUACGUACUUAAACAAGGCGCACGAUAGUGGAGACACAAAGAUCCCGUGGGGCUCUCUGAAGUACCUCCUGGGGGAGGUCAUGUACGGGGGUAGAGCUAUCGACGAUUUCGACAGAAGAGUUCUCAGAACGUACAUGGACGAAUAUAUGGGAGAUUUUAUAUUUGAUACGUUUCAGCCUUUCCAUUUCUACCACAACAAAGAAGUGGACUACUAUAUACCUCCCGAUGGUCAUAGAGACAGCUAUUUAGAGUAUAUAGAUGAGUUGCCACUCACAAACACGCCUGAGGUGUUUGGACUUCAUUCAAAUGCUGAGAUUGGGUAUUUCACGAGAGCUGCAAAGGACUUGUGGUCUCAGCUGGUGGAGCUGCAACCCCAGACUGGAGAGUCAGGCAGUGGUAUCAGCAGAGAGGAGUUCAUUGGGAACAUUGCCUCAGAUAUACAGGCCAAGUUGCCAGAGCAGUAUGAACUGGACGUGAUUCGUAAGAAGUUUGGUGAGGUCAUCACACCCACUACAGUAGUCCUGCUACAAGAGCUGGAGAGAUUCAAUAAACUCAUCAAGAGAAUGGAGGUCUCACUCAGCAGCCUGCAGAAGGCCUUGGCUGGUGAGGUAGGUAUGAGUGCUGAGUUGGAUGAAGUAGCUCGCUCACUCUACAACGGUCAACUACCCUCCAUCUGGAGAUCUCUGGCCCCAGCCACUCUCAAGUCCCUGGGUAACUGGAUGCUGCACUUCCUCAAGAGAAACGAACAGUACACAACAUGGGUGAAUGAUGGGGAGCCCUAUGUGAUGUGGGUGUCAGGUCUCCACAUACCACAGUCCUACCUCACUGCUCUAGUACAGGCCACCUGCAGGAAGAAUCAAUGGCCACUCGACAAAUCCACUCUGUACACCAGCGUCACUGAGUUCACACACCCAGACCAGGUGACGGAGAAGGCCCCCUCUGGUUGCUACGUGAGUGGACUGUAUCUGGAGGGGGCUCGGUGGAAUCUAGACAAGGCUUGUCUGGAGAGGCCCAACCCUAAAGUGCUAGUGGAGGAGCUACCCAUCCUCAGAGUCAUCCCCAUUGAAGCUCAUCGCCUCAAGCUGGUGAACACGUUCAAAACGCCAGUGUACACCACCUCUGAGCGUCGUAAUGCCAUGGGAGUGGGGCUGGUGUUUGAAGCUGAUCUGGCCACAACAGAGCACAUUUCUCACUGGGUACUGCAAGGAGUCUGUCUGCUCCUCAACACUGACUAACCUUUAAUCACUAACACUGUGUGUGUAUGAGCAACCCGGUCACUCAAUAUAAUAAUAAUUGACUUAAUUGACUUAAUUGUUUGUUUGUAAAUUAUACGAAUAACUAUAAGAAAUUUCAAGAA